Schistocerca cancellata (South American locust) is the source of this 1755-nucleotide messenger RNA. RefSeq lists its product as uncharacterized. The transcript is spliced from 2 exons. NCBI's taxonomy places the organism in Eukaryota, Metazoa, Arthropoda, Insecta, Orthoptera, Acrididae. Bases 354 to 1754 code for a protein of 466 amino acids. The record is from RefSeq and is a predicted model, not a curated record.
CUGAGCUCAGCGUGGAACCUGCAUUGGCUGCUAUUAAAUCAUGAUGCAAAAAUCAAGAUUCAUCAAUAACAGACCUGUCAUAACAUUGGUCUACUAAGGUUGUUGAAAUGCCACGUCGUCGUGGAUGUCGAUAUAAGCCGGACAACUUCUGCUACAUCUGUGGGAAGUUCACUUUUGCCAGAAAUAGGAAGAAAAUUUCUUAAGUCAUAAAGAAAGCAUACAAACAUUACUUUGGAGUAGAGGUAGGAGACCAAGAUAAAGAAUGGGCACCACAUUUCUGUUGUGCUACAUGUUACUGCAAACUAAUUCAGUGGUGGAAAGGUAAAGAGAAUGUGGCGUUGUUUGCUGUUCCCAUGGUGUGGAGGGAGCCUAAGGACCAUGUUACUGAUUGUUAUUUCUGUCUAACAAAAAUUCAGGGUUUUACAAACAAAAUGUCGAAGAGGCACAUUGUUUACCCAGAUUUGCCUUCAGCGAGAAUGCCAGUGCAGCAUUCCAACAACCUUCCAGUACCUUCAAGAGCUCGAGGUCAAAUUCCGAGUGACAGUGAAAUAAGUAGUACUGAAGAAAUCACAGAUGAUGAUUCUUUAUAUCACUGCACAAGUGAGUCAUCGCCACAUUUGUUAACACAGGCAGAUUUAAAUGAUUUAGUACAUGAUCUAGGACUAAGUAAACAAAAGGCGCAGCUGCUUGGUUCAAGAUUACAAGAGUAUAAUCUACUGCACCAAAGUAUUAAAAUCAGUGCGUUCAGGCACAGAGAACAUGCCUUUAUUUCUUAUUUUUCAACUGACGAAGCACUGACAUUUUGCAAUGACGUUGCUGGCCUGAUGAAAGUGCUGAACUUCACUUAUAUUUCACAGGAGUGGAGACUUUUCAUAGAUGCAUCGAAAACAAGUCUGAAGGGUGUUUUGCUCCAUAACGAAAAUAAAAUACCCUCUGUUCCAGUAGAUUACGCUACUUUGACAAAAGAGAAUUACGAAUUCGUACAAAGGAUGCUAAAUUCAUUAAAAUACAAUGAACACAAAUGGAAAAUAUGUGCAGAUUUCAAGGUAAUUACUAUGGUACUGGGAAUGCAACAAGGCUACACAAAGUAUGCCUGUUUUCUUUGCGAGUGGGAUAGUCGAGACCGAAAUUCUCACUACGUGAAAAAGAAAUGGCCUAGGCGAAGAUGGAAAGUUGACAAAAAGAAUGUACAACGUGAAAGUCUGGUAGCUCCUGAAUAUAUACUACUUCCAUCGCUUCACAUCAAACUUGGCCUGAUGAAACAAUUCGUGAAGGCCAUGGAUCCAAGAGGCUGUGGGAUUGCAUAUCUAGCUACCAAAUUCUCCCGUCUUUCAGCUGCAAAAAUAAAGGAAGGUGUAUUUGUGGGUCCACAAAUCAGGGAGAUGCAGAAAGAUGCAAAUUUUGAACCAUGUUUAACUGAUAAAGAAAAAACCACAUGGGACUGUUUCAAGAUGGUGUCGGAAAACUUCCUCAGAAGAAGAGGAGCUGCUAACUACAAAGCAAUGGUGAAGGAUAUGAUCAAAGCAUAUCAGGAUUUGGGGUGCAGUAUGUCUUUGAAGGUACAUAUGAUGGACUCUCAUCUGGACUACUUCACAGAGAGUUGUAGUGACGUAUCGGAUGAACACGGGGCAAGAUUUCAUAAAGACAUUUCUACCAUAGAAAGGCACUAUGAAGGGAAGUGGGUACCUUCUAUGUUACCAGAUUAUUGCUGGAAUAUCAUUCGAGAGAAGAAAGGUUCACAAUACAAGAGAUAAA